AUGAAAUCUUAAAAUUCUAUUUCUUUAUCUCCAAGAUACCAAAUUUCAAUAAGAAACCUGUUAAAAAUUAGAUAGCAACCUGAAUAAGAUGAUAAAUUAUAGACUUGGCAAUAAAUUGAUCAAUAUUUUAAUUAUUUUGCUUAGGAACCUUAAUAAUAAACGUUAAAUGCUUCAAGAACAUCAAUAAAAGUGGAUUAAUAGGUCAAUCAAACAUAUUUAGAAUAUUUUAAUAAAAAAUAAAAAGAAAUAAAACAUGAUGCAUUUACUAGUAUUAUUAAAUCAUGCACUGAAUACUUUAUUGAUACUUUAUAUAUUGCUUUGAUUGGUGAUUAAUUAAAUGAUAAAUAGGAUAAAAUUGGCACGAUUUCAUAAAUCCUGAUUAGUUUUGGUAUUUAACCAGGCGGAUUAAAAAAUUUAAACGAAUGUGAAAAAAGAGAAUAUAUAAUUAAAAAAUUUCAUAAUACAAUUGAUAAUUUAUUAGAGAAAUGGAAAGAAAAGGUCGAGAGUCGAUAAUAAUAAUAAAUAACAACUAAGGUUGAAACAAAGAUAUAGCCCUAACCUUUGAAAUGGUUAAAUAUCAAUACGAAAUAUUAAUCUUUAAAAAUUCCUUUAGCAUAAGUUCUCUAUAGAAAACUAGAUGAAUUACAUGAUAUUUAAUAAUUGAUAGUUAAAUAGAAAUAGAUUAAAUUAAAUGAUAUCACAAGGCCAACUAUUUUAGAGUUGAUAAAAAGAAUGGAUCCAUAAAUAGGUAAGCUUUUUAUAUCUUUAAAUUCUUCUAAAAAUAUAGAAUCGAUAAAAGUGAAUAAAAAGUAAGAUGUUAUUCAAUAAAAUACAAUAAUAAACAAAAUGUAAAAGUUUUAAUGGGAUGAAGAAUUAGAAGGAGCCUUUUUAGAGAAUAGACAAAGAAGUUAAAAUAAAUAUGCUAAUAGAAUCACAACUUGUAAUUUUAAUAUAAUGGGAUAUUUGCCAUUAAUAUAAACAUUAAAUAGACGUUAAAAUAUUAAAUCUAGAAAUAAUGAAGAUGAAGUUAUAUAUGAAGAAAUAAAAUUUGCAAAAUCAUUUAGUAAAUUUCUUGCUAGAUGUGUUGAUAAAAAGUAACUUUAAAAUGCUGUGAAUUAAGUUGAUAGUGAUUAGAUUUCAGCUUUAGAAGGUAAUUUGGCAGAACAUAUUAUUGAAACACAUUAAAGCAUUGUUAAAAUUAUUUAAUAAGCAAGACAUUAAUUUUUAGUCAAGAGAACUUAGUAUUUAAGAUUAAAAAGUGAGGAAAGAGAGGAUAAUCUGAGAAGGGAAAAAAGAAAAAAAAGUGAAAAAUAAGAAAUGAAAAUCAAGAUAAAGAGAUAUGAAAUGAUUUAUAAACGUAAUAAGAAUAGAAAUUUUUUUGUUAUUUAUUUUGCAAAUAUUGUAAUGGAUAAAAUUAGAUAAAGAAGAAAAAGAUUAUAACCUAAAAUAUUUAACUUUAAGAUAUCAUAAAAUAAUAAAAAAAGAUUUUCAAGAUCUCCUACUUAAGAAUAAAGACAAAGAUGCAUUACUGAAUUUUCUACUGGGCCUGUUAGAUUUAAACCAACAAAAAUUUUAAUGACAGCUAAAAUUAUUAUUAAGAUUUAAGCUUUAGUCAGACGCUUCUUAGCUUAUAGAUUUUAUAAGAAGCUAUUAAGAAAUAAAUUGAAAAAAAUUUUUAAAAUUUAUAAGCAAUAAUAAAGAUUUAAAUUUUGA
Molecule: messenger RNA, 1713 nt
Organism: Paramecium sonneborni
Lineage: Eukaryota; Ciliophora; Oligohymenophorea; Peniculida; Parameciidae
Source: the annotation of a GenBank genome assembly